CAUGGGCCACCCAGUCUUUGUCGAGGUUGGGAAUGUCAGGAUGAUUAUGAGGGUGAACCUCGUGACGCAGGAUGAUCUGUUGUAUAUGUUCUCAUCUAUACUGCGGGAUCUUAAUUUCAUUGAUCACACGAGCGACAUCGGAUGGAAGGAAUUUCAAAGGGCGAAGCCUAUUAUCAUCGAUCCAGGGUUGUAUAUGUCAAAGAAAGCAGAUGUCUUCUGGAUUACCCAAAGAAGGAGCAUAUGCAUUCAAACUAUUUACAGGUGUAGAAUGCAAUCUUGCCAUUGAUUUAGAUCUUAUUUAUCCUUCUCUUGAAUUUUGAGGGUGCAUUUGGAUGCUUAGUUGCAGUUGGUUAUGAAAAUUCAGUUAAACAUAGAGGAAAGGACCAAA
Magnolia sinica is the source of this 388-nucleotide messenger RNA. Its product is annotated as beta-glucuronosyltransferase GlcAT14B-like. The transcript has 3 exons. The record is from RefSeq and is a predicted model, not a curated record. The coding region runs from base 2 to 286 and encodes 94 amino acids. Gene Ontology annotation, molecular function: glucuronosyltransferase activity. Gene Ontology annotation, cellular component: membrane. Lineage: Eukaryota; Viridiplantae; Streptophyta; Magnoliopsida; Magnoliales; Magnoliaceae.